AUGAUCAUAAAAAUAUAAAUACACCGCUGACCAUAGUACUGUACACGUUAAUAAAACAUUUGAUAUCUAAAACCUGUACCGACAUUAAAACUAUGACGUCAUAAUGACGUCACAUAUCUUGCUUACGUUAUUAAAAUAUUUUUUUUGUUUUAGAUAAAGUAAGAUUGGGUUAGGUUAAAUUAAUUAAGAUUAAGUUGGGUUUGUUUAGGAAUAGCGAUGACGUUGAGAGGACAGGUUUUAGAGUCUAGACCCCUAGUUACAUUUAGCAAGAGCAGCGGUGAUCCGACGCCAUCAACACAACAUCCAUCACCGCCUGCACCUUCAAACAGUCUUUGGCGCCCCGAAAAGCAUAUUAUUUCUCUUAAUUAACUCGUACAGUUUCCGGGACGAAAACAAACAAACCCGUAAUCUCACAUUGCAGCUAUCGCACAGAACAGAAGAAGUGGAAGAAACAGCACUGGAGGCUGGCGGGUCAUCGUGACUGACAUGGUUUCAUGUGAAGUUUACCUUCAGUAAAGAAGAUUAGAGGCUGGUAUUAUGGCCGUGGCUGUUUAGGAGGACAAGGCUGAUAUAUUUAGUGGGACCACAACUGCACCUAACUAUUAUGUCUGCCCAGGCCAACAGCAAGGAAUAUGUACCCAGGAUAUCUCAGCUAGAUUCCAUGCUGCUAAGCAGCGAGGCAUAUUCGAUAAUUAAAAGUCAGUUGUUGAGUGCAGUGAAGUAUGUUGGGCAAAAAUUUGUUACAAAACUGGAACCAGAAAUUGAUGCAGGCCUUCAAUAUUUAAUAUUGAAAUAUACUGUCUAUAGGGAAAGAAGCUCGGUUGGUCAGCAACUUUUGCAAAUCAAAUACGAAGAAGCAACAUCGCUACAGAAACUACAUAAUUAUAUAUUGACUGUAGUUUUAGGCAGAUGGCUGAAACAAAGAAUAGGGUUCAUAACCUGUAUUAUUACAAAGAAUGAUAAUGCUAAAGCUGCUGUUGAUCAGUGUGUUAAUUGGCUUGAAAUAGUGUACAAAGUUCUACAGAUUGUCAAUUUGUUGGUGUUCCUUCAAAAGGGAUAUUAUCCAACAGUUACUGAACGACUGUUUGGGCUUAGACACACAUCGGCAAAUCCAGGUAAUGUGCGUAGAAUCUCUUAUACGUAUUUCACAAGAGAGUUAUUAUGGCAUGGCUUUGCAGAACUUUUGGCAUUCAUUUUACCAUUGAUCAAUGUGCAAUAUUUUCAUAGCAUUGUAAAAAAAAUUGUGCCAAGUUUAAGUGAAACUCACAAUAAUGCAGAUGAGCCAGGAACAGAGUUUUCACCUCGUACAACUUGUGUUAUAUGUAAUAAACUUCCAGUUCUUCCCCAUAGUUUCGGAUGUCGUCACUUAGCAUGUUACUACUGCAUUUACUCCAGUUAUUCUUCUGAUCCAUUGUUCUCUUGCCUUUUGUGUGGUCACAAGAUUGACAAUAGUGUUCAAAUAUUACCUACUAGUAGUUAAGUACUGUGCUGUAUCUUGGUUUGAUUGAUGAAUAUUUUUGUCAGAUCAAUAAGCUAAAUAAAACUUAGUAUUAUGUGAUUUAAAUAAGUGCUUAAGAAAAUACUUUGAGUUGUUCAGGAUUAAAAUAUAUUAUGUUAAAAUUGUAAUUAAAAAAUAUAUUAUAACAAGGUAGGUCACUGAUAGCUUUAUACACAUUCAAGUUCCAGAUUAUAUUUAUAUACAGUACAAUAUAUCCUAGAAGGGGGACUUGGCAGUACCUAAGUCCCUCUCUCUACCUUCCCCCCCAAACUCCCAAUUCUCUUCCCCCUCUCCUACAAUAUCACUAACCUAUAACACUAUAAGAACAAUUCACACAAGUCGUUUCAUCAGCACACAAUCUACAAACUAGGGUAAAAGUAAAUCAAAGUUUUUUUGUUUUUUUUUGGCUUAACUGUGAAGCCAAUCUUGUUCUCAACAAUAGACCUAUGGUGCUCCCAUUUGUGAAAGAUUGUAUAUACUUUUUAAUAUUAAAAGUUCUUAAAUAAU
This is a messenger RNA of Procambarus clarkii (red swamp crayfish), 2005 nucleotides long. RefSeq names its product peroxin 2 (gene Pex2). The record is from RefSeq and is a predicted model, not a curated record. Gene Ontology annotation, biological process: protein import into peroxisome matrix. Gene Ontology annotation, molecular function: zinc ion binding. NCBI's taxonomy places the organism in Eukaryota, Metazoa, Arthropoda, Malacostraca, Decapoda, Cambaridae. Gene Ontology annotation, cellular component: peroxisomal membrane.